Molecule: messenger RNA, 1380 nt
Organism: Condylura cristata (star-nosed mole)
Lineage: Eukaryota; Metazoa; Chordata; Mammalia; Eulipotyphla; Talpidae
Gene: YEATS4
Product: YEATS domain containing 4
Exons: 7
Coding region: 220-903 (227 amino acids)
Biological process (GO): regulation of DNA-templated transcription
Source: RefSeq, a predicted model, not a curated record
UUCCCUCUCCACCCUCGCGGUGCUGAAUGGGCUUCCGGGACGCCUCCCGCGGUGAGGAGUUGGCGGUUCCUCUGCGCCGUUAGCCCCGGGGACUCGCCCUCCCACGGCCAGAAACUCCGUCUGGGCCCGCGCGGGAGGAUCGGGGGCUCUGAGGGGAGCGGCGACCCCGCCGGCCCUGAUCUCUUUCCCUGGCGGCGGCGGCUUCUUCCGUAGGACAAUAUGUUCAAGAGAAUGGCCGAAUUUGGGCCUGACUCCGGCGGGAGAGUGAAGGGGGUUACUAUUGUUAAACCAAUAGUUUAUGGUAAUGUUGCUCGAUAUUUUGGAAAGAAAAGAGAAGAGGAUGGCCACACCCAUCAGUGGACAGUAUAUGUAAAGCCCUACAGAAAUGAGGAUAUGUCAGCAUAUGUGAAGAAAAUCCAAUUUAAAUUACAUGAAAGCUAUGGCAAUCCUUUAAGAGUUGUUACUAAGCCUCCAUAUGAAAUUACUGAAACAGGAUGGGGUGAAUUUGAAAUUAUCAUUAAAAUAUUUUUCAUUGAUCCUAAUGAAAGACCUGUCACCCUGUAUCAUUUACUAAAGCUGUUUCAGUCGGACACCAAUGCAAUGCUGGGGAAAAAGACAGUGGUUUCAGAAUUCUAUGAUGAAAUGAUUUUUCAAGACCCAACAGCAAUGAUGCAACAAUUAUUAACAACAUCUCGUCAGCUCACACUAGGAGCCUAUAAGCAUGAAACAGAAUUUGCAGAACUUGAAGUGAAAACCAGAGAAAAAUUAGAAGCUGCAAAAAAAAAAACAAGCUUUGAAAUUGCAGAACUUAAGGAGAGAUUAAAAGCAAGUCGUGAAACUAUCAAUUGUUUAAAAAAUGAAAUUAGAAAACUUGAAGAAGAUGAUCAGACAAAAGAGAUUUAAAUAAUUCUGAAGAGAACCUAAUAGUAAGCUAAGCUGAAAUCAAGGUGAAUUUUAAAGGCAAAAUAGACUGUAAAUGCUGUGCUUCUUAGAGGAACUAUGACUGUAGUUGUUGACCGUAGAUUUCUAGCAAUGGGGUCAGAGUAUUUAUGGUUUUCAAGUGAUCUGUAAUGUGAGGUGUAUAUAAAUGAAUGAAUGCUGUAUUGGCAUUUUAUUAACCCAUUUUAGGGUAAUUCUAUGAUAUUAAGCACAGAUUUUUUUUAUUACAUUGUAUGUAUAGUUUGUGCUUUUGACAGACAUUGGAAGUACAUGUAUAGCUUGUACAAAUUUUGUACUUACCUAGUAUUUAGAGUUAGUGGUAAAAUUAAUGUGUAUAUUUAAUUUUUUAAGUGUAUAUUUAAUUUUUUAAGUUCUUAUCUGCCCCUAUCUUUUAUACGUGAUAUACCCAGUAAAUAUUCAAUAAAUGUAACUUACAGAUUC